This is a messenger RNA of Scheffersomyces amazonensis, 1494 nucleotides long. RefSeq names its product Sas2p (gene SAS2). Gene Ontology annotation, cellular component: MSL complex; chromatin. NCBI's taxonomy places the organism in Eukaryota, Fungi, Ascomycota, Pichiomycetes, Serinales, Debaryomycetaceae. The record is from RefSeq and is a predicted model, not a curated record. The coding region runs from base 231 to 1358 and encodes 375 amino acids. The transcript has a single exon. Gene Ontology annotation, molecular function: transcription coregulator activity; histone H4K16 acetyltransferase activity. Gene Ontology annotation, biological process: negative regulation of DNA-templated transcription; positive regulation of transcription by RNA polymerase II.
AAUAGGUCAUUCACUACCUACCUCAAUAUACAGUCUACUAGUCAUAUACACUGAGCUAGACUUUAUAGUAUUAGUACUUUAUAUAGUUUCGGUUGCCUCUCUUUUGCAGGUUAGCCCUCCAACAUGCAAACCGGCCAGACAACCGGAAAUCACCUCUAGGCAUACAUACUAAACACCAUUCUCCAAACCCUAUUGGAAGAAUAUCUCAUAAACUUUGUAGUGACGAUUGCAUGAGUGAUGGCAAGUCAACCAAGUCUCGGCCCAAAGGCAAAGGUAGGAGCAAAAAAGAAGUUAAUACCUUUUAUGGAUUAUUAGAUAAGCCUAAUAUUCGUCGAGUAACAUUGGGGAAGUAUACUUGUGAUACUUGGUAUGGUAAUGCUGCCUACUUUAAUAGUAAUGAUUGGUCACAUUCCAUGUUGGGUUAUGAAUAUAGCAAUAAGAUAGCCUUGGAUCCCAGUGUGAAACGGAAAUCAUCUAAAAGUUUCAGUUCAACAGGAGAUACUACUACUACUACUAAUAAUAAUAAUGAUAGUAAUGAUAAUGAAACUAAAGAUAAUUCACUAUGGAUAGAUCAAUUGUACGUAUGUGAAUUCUGUUUUGCAUAUACUAUGAAUAAUAAUGAAUUUCAAAAACAUCGAGCUUGUUGUACGUAUCGAGUAUAUCAACCAACUGUAGGCAGAUUAGUUUAUAGAGAUGAUACAUCAUCUUCACCAUAUAUAAUUCGAGAAGUACGAGGAUUUCAACAUAGUCUAUUUGCCCAAAAUUUAUGUUUAUUUGGUAAAUUAUUUCUUGAUGAUAAAUCGGUUUAUUAUAAUAUUGAUUAUUUCAAUUUCUAUAUAAUUUAUGGUAUAGAUAAUACUGAUGAUGCACAAGAUGAAUUAUUCUUUAAACCUAUGGGAUUCUUUUCUAAGGAACUUUUAGCUUAUGAUAAUGAUAAUAAUUUAGCAUGUAUAUGUAUAUUUCCUCCAUUUCAAAGACGACAUUUGGGUUCAUUACUUAUUGAAUUUCUGUAUGAAUUAGCUAAAUUAACUCCGGGUCAAUAUUAUAGUGGACCAGAAUUCCCUCUAUCUCCAUUUGGUAAAGUAUCUUAUUUAAAUUAUUGGUCUAAAAAAUUAGCUACAGUUAUAUAUGCUCAUCUUAAUGAUAAAGAUACUUUUACAUUAAAGGAUUUAGCCACUUGGACAGGGUUUAGAAAGGAAGAUAUAUUAUUAACUUUAGAAUAUAUGAAGUUACUACAAACAGAUAAUCAUGGCAAUGUUCAGCUUCUACUUGGGAAUUUCCAACUAUUCUGUAAAGAGCAUAACAUUGAUCCUAUACAAGAAAAGAGCAUGAUUAAGGAGGAUUGCUUAUUAAUUUAACUUCUAUAAUUGUAACAUUAAGAGACUAAACAUAUAUGUAAAUAUAUAAACAUAUAAAUAUACAUAUAUAUAUACAUAUAUAUAUACAUAUAUAUAUACAUAUAUAUAUACAUAUAUAUAUACAUAUAUAUAUAAA